UGGAAUAGCUGCCUUGAGGGACGUGAGGCUGAGGGUUGCAUAAAAGCUCAAGGGAACUCUGUCCAUCACACUCAGGACCUGCUUCCUUCCACUUAACCUCCACCAGCCUCUUGCGCUCCCGCUGGCACCAUGCUGAGGAAGGCCCUGAUAGUCACAGCCUGGUUUACCUUGGCUGUGGCUUACCCUGUAAUACUCCCGGAGUCCUCCGCCAUCCUGGAGUCAUCUACUUACCCAGAGUCCACUGUCACCCCAGAGUCCCCCACCGACCUGGAGUCAUCCACCACCACAGAAUUCACUGCCACCUUGGAGUUGACCACUGACCCAGAGUCCCCCACCGACCUGGAGUUGUCCACCACCACGGAGUCCACUGCUGCCCUGAAGUUGACCACUGACCCAGAGUUCUCCACCGAUCUGGAAUUUUCCACUGACCUGGAGUCCUCCACCGACCUGGAGUUUUCCACUGACCUGGAGUCCACGGCCACCCCAGAGUCAACCACUGACCUAGUCUCCAUUGGUGUAGAAUCGACCACGGAUGUGCAUCUUGAGAACACACCAACCUUUGAAUUAUCUACUGAAGUGGAAUCAAACACUGAUAGCUCUGAGGAAGCAACUGCUGAGGCUACAGAAAAUGUCACUGCCACUUACUCAGAAGAGCCCAUGACUAGAGGACCAGAAGAGCCCAGCACCUCCGUGGGAAGCAAUGAGUAUGUCUAAGUACCUUUUUAAAAUGAAGCAGAUUUUCCAUUAGUUGUGACCAUCACCCUUCUAACCACAACUUUCUGAGAAGAUUCUGAGCUUCUGAACAAGGCUUCCACCCCAUUAUUGGAGAUUGAAUAUUGUAAAGGCCUAGAUGUACCUGUUGAAGAUAAACAGAGUGACAGGAGUUGUACCCACACAAAGGAGGGGUGUCUUUUAACAGUGUCCCAUUUCACAGGGGCUCAAUAAAUGUUGAUUAGAAUUGAA
Panthera uncia (snow leopard) is the source of this 963-nucleotide messenger RNA. RefSeq lists its product as uncharacterized. The record is from RefSeq and is a predicted model, not a curated record. The coding region runs from base 130 to 714 and encodes 194 amino acids. The transcript has 6 exons. NCBI's taxonomy places the organism in Eukaryota, Metazoa, Chordata, Mammalia, Carnivora, Felidae.